UGACAAUGACGAGAUAUGGGUGGCGAUCAGUAUUCAUUGUUUUCGGAAGCCUGCUGCCGAUGAUCUUCUACAGUAAUCUUAGUAAGGGGAAAAUCAAUCAUCUCUCGAGGCUCCCUUUCGUAUUCCUAUACCUUGAACAGACAUCUGGGGCCAUCAACGUGGUCGCUCUGAUCGCCUAG
Molecule: messenger RNA, 179 nt
Organism: Periconia digitata
Lineage: Eukaryota; Fungi; Ascomycota; Dothideomycetes; Pleosporales; Periconiaceae
Source: the annotation of a GenBank genome assembly